AUCUACCUUCUCGUCAUGUACCUCCAGCUGCCAGUCGCCUACUUUCUCCUCGGACGCCUUUUGAGCGGCCUCAUGGGAGACUACAACCUCAUCCUCGCCAGCUGCUUCGCCUACGUGGCCGACACCAGCGACAAACGCGCACGUACCUUUCGUGUCGCCAUCCUCGAGGCAUGCCUUGGCAUCGCGGGCAUGCUGGCCAGCAUCGGCGGCGCCCGCAAGGCACAAGGGUACAUCAACCCCUUUUGGCUCGUGCUUGCUGCCAGUCUUGCUGCCGCCUUCUACGCUGCUUUCUGUCUUCAGGAAUCCGUAAAGCAGCAGAAAGCAGCCAAACUGUUCACGCUUAGUCAUUACAAAGCUGUGUGCAGGCUGUACACGACCCCAGAACACCUGAGCUCCAGGCGGAAGCUUGCUCUUUACUCCCUGGCUUUCUUUCUUCUUGUCACGGUCCAUUUUGGAACCAGGGACCUCUUUGUUUUGUACGAGCUUGGCUCUCCCCUCUGCUGGGCUGCUGACCUCAUUGGGUACGGCUCAGCUGCCAGUUACCUGGCGCUGGCGUCCCUGAGCAGCCUGGGAGGGCUGCGGCUGCUGCAGCUCUGCCUUGAAGACACCUGGGUGGCAGAGAUAGGAUUGAUCUCCAAUAUUUCUGGACUGGUUGUGAUUUCUCUUGCUGCUACAACACCACUGAUGUUUACAGGUUACGGGAUUUUGUUCCUUUCCAUGGCAGCCACUCCAGUCAUCAGAGCCAAGCUGUCCAAGCUGGUCAGUGAGACGGAGCAGGGUGCUCUCUUUGCUUCCAUUGCCUGUGUGGAAGGACUGUGUUCGCUUGUGGCUACAGGAGUGUUCAACUCUCUUUACCCUGCCAGCUUGCACUUCAUGAGAGGAUUCCCAUUUCUCUUUGGGGCUAUAAUUCUUCUUAUUCCAGCAGCUAUUAUUGGGUGGGUAGAAAUCUGGGACUCAAACCAUGACUACAGCCACUUCUCAGAUGCUUCCCUGUCCCCUGUGGAUGGCUGAGCAGCAGCUUGGCAACAAGGAACUGGCUAGCUUGGCAGUGUGCAUCUGAAGACUGCUCUUUGUUCUUCCCUUGAAGGACAGAUUAGUGUGGGAGGGACACCUUGCUUGACCUUACUAAUUCUUAAAUGCCAAGUAGUUGGAAAUCAUGACUCCGACUGCCAAUAGGAACUGGAUUUGCGGAUGUGAAUGCCUCCUUGCU
Leptosomus discolor (cuckoo roller) is the source of this 1210-nucleotide messenger RNA. NCBI's taxonomy places the organism in Eukaryota, Metazoa, Chordata, Aves, Leptosomiformes, Leptosomidae. The record is from RefSeq and is a predicted model, not a curated record.